AGCUUGUCGGAAAACAGCUGAUCCGCCGGCUGCACGGAACUUACCUUGUUACGUCGCCUCUGAAUUUUUUGAAGUAACUUCAGGUUUUAUUCAAUUAAAAUGUUGCCGAUUGCACGUGGGAUUUACAGUGGACUGGCCAACAUUACCAGGAAUAGCCGGGGAGCUCUUCACACGGCCAGCGCCUUGAGAUGCAAGGCGGAGACUUCGACUGAAGAAAAUGAUGCGGCUGCCAACGAGGGCGAAAGCGAGGAUAACGCUAGUGGUUCCGCGCCGGACCCGAAGGAUCGCAGCAAGGCAAUACCGGUGGAGACCUCGAUUCGAUACUUGAAGAGCGCCGCUUACAAGCAAACCUACGGCGAGGACUUUGUGUGGACGCAGUAUCGGCGCAACCACAAGGGCAUGUAUGCGCCGCGCAAAACACGAAAGACGUGCAUCCGCCAGAACCGCAUCAGCACCGGAAACCCCUGUCCCAUUUGCCGUGAUGAGUACCUGGUGCUGGACUACCGCAACACGGAGCUCCUGGAGCAGUUCAUAUCGCCCCACAGUGGAGACGUCCUCAGCUACUCAAAGACAGGCCUGUGUCAAAAGAGCCACCUACGUCUAAUGGUCGCCGUUCAGCAAGCCCGCGACUCCGGCUACCUUACAUACGAUGUGCCCUUCAGGGAGUAUGAUUACAACGAGUACUACGGCCAGGAGCAGAAGCAGAAAGCUUAACCAACUGAUGAUUAACUUGUUUUUAUUAAAAGAAAUUACUGUAAACAAA
Drosophila mauritiana is the source of this 763-nucleotide messenger RNA. RefSeq names its product 28S ribosomal protein S18b, mitochondrial (gene mRpS18B). The transcript is spliced from 2 exons. The record is from RefSeq and is a predicted model, not a curated record. Gene Ontology annotation, biological process: mitochondrial translation. Gene Ontology annotation, cellular component: ribosome; mitochondrion. NCBI's taxonomy places the organism in Eukaryota, Metazoa, Arthropoda, Insecta, Diptera, Drosophilidae. Gene Ontology annotation, molecular function: structural constituent of ribosome. Bases 100 to 714 code for a protein of 204 amino acids.